AUGGUCCAUGACUCUCACCAGUCACCUGCUGUGCUGUCAACAUUUACUCGUUUUGCUGAUGUUAAGGGCCUGAUUGAACAAGACUUUGCUCUGCUGUUUGGAGAAGAGACUUCAGCAAAACUUCUUGAACGGUGGCCAACAAUGUUCAAGGAAAAGACUAUUGAGCAGAGUAAAACCCUGUCACAUAUCAGCAUUGAACUCAAAGAACUCAUCCGCACAGCAGAGUCACCUCAGUCAGAAAAUGGUGAUAUAGAGGAUUGGGACAGUGACUUGUCCUCGCUGUUGCUGCUGGUCUAUUUGCUCCCCCCUACUUCCCAAGGCCGGAGAAAGCCCGGGAGAUUAUCAGCUACACAUGCAAUAGAACACCUUGUGAGGUUUCUAAAGACUGGGAACAGUGUUCAGGGACAUUUAGAUGCCAUUAGCUUCAGUCUGUCGGGGUUGGUCAAGAAAAUUUGCAUAACCUAG
Messenger RNA from Knipowitschia caucasica, 465 nucleotides. The record is from the annotation of a GenBank genome assembly. Lineage: Eukaryota; Metazoa; Chordata; Actinopteri; Gobiiformes; Gobiidae.